This is a messenger RNA of Lineus longissimus, 5191 nucleotides long. Its product is annotated as orphan steroid hormone receptor 2-like. Bases 99 to 2330 code for a protein of 743 amino acids. Lineage: Eukaryota; Metazoa; Nemertea; Pilidiophora; Heteronemertea; Lineidae. The transcript has 13 exons. Gene Ontology annotation, molecular function: RNA polymerase II cis-regulatory region sequence-specific DNA binding; zinc ion binding; nuclear receptor activity. The record is from RefSeq and is a predicted model, not a curated record. Gene Ontology annotation, biological process: regulation of transcription by RNA polymerase II; cell differentiation; anatomical structure development.
ACGAACUCUGACCCUUCCCUUGUGUUGUCGGUACAUUUGCGGUGGUAAAUCUCCUUCUAACGCGAUUGAGGGAAGCCAUUGUCAACCAGGCGGGGGCCAUGGAUGACCUUCAAAGAUCACCGUCGCCAAAAUUAGAAGUUGUGGUGGAUGAACAUCAUCACAUUGCAGUCACAUCCACCCCAAUAGUGACAACCUCGUCCUUGUUGUCCUCAAGACACCGAGCCGAUGAACAGGCAGCCUCAAUGAUCGCCAUGGAGCCCCAAAAUCCAAACGGUCAGGUUAUCGCCAUGGAAAAUGAAGCUGGGAAUGUGAUACAUGUGGUCAAUGCUGCUGGUGCGUCAAACUUGGUGUCUUUAGCAUCCGUCGCAGGCACAGCUGGUCUUCAGACGAUCACGAUUGGAGGAAAUGUUCAUGCUCUACCAAUGGUAAUAUCAGCUCCACAGGUCCAGGUGACCUCAUCCCAUGUGCUUGGUCAAGGGCACCAGCCUAUGUUGAUGACUGUGCCUACCAUGGCCUUGCCAGCCUCCGAACUGGCCAAUCGACUUAAAGACGGCUCGAUACAAGCUUCACCUGUGCCUGCCAUUGGUGGCAUAGACUGGUCUCAGAAACUUAAGGAAAUUCAAAUUUUACCAAAACCUAUGCCGCCAGUGCCAGCUGAACAGAAGUCACCAGACUCUGACGAUGGCCGGGACAAAGUCACUCAGAAACAGAUGUUUGAGCAGCGAUUUGAACCAUGUGUAGUCUGUGGUGACCGGGCAUCUGGGCGGCACUAUGGCUCAAUCAGCUGUGAAGGCUGUAAGGGCUUCUUCAAGAGGAGUAUCAGAAAACAGCUGGGUUACGCUUGCCGGGGGAACCGGGAUUGCGUCAUCACGAAACAUUACCGGAAUCGCUGCCAGUAUUGUCGGUUACAGAAAUGUCUGAACGUUGGCAUGAGAUCUGAAGCUGUUCAGCAAGAGCGGAAGCCUCCUGAACCGAAGCUCAUGGAGACAAUCAUCAACAAGCCACACAUUGCCACUUCAACACAGCGAAUUUAUAUAAGAAAAGAUCUGGGGAGUCCUGCUACUGCACUGCCAACAUUUGUCUCAAAGGUCCAGAAUAGUUCACAGGAAAGUCCUGUAAAGACUGAUAGUCUAUUUGCUAACCUAGAGGAGAGGCUAAUUCAGACAGACCAUGGCACCAUCGUCCUUAACACACCAGUUGAGAACUAUGCUCAGGAAACGGUUGUCAAGUCCGAGAGUCUACUCGCCGACCUCCAAGAGCGUUUGAUUCAAACUGAUCAUGGCACUGUCGUUCUCAAUACGACUGUCAGUAAUUCAGGCAACACAGAUCUGAGUACGUUGGCAAAUGUUGUCACAACGCUGGCGAAUAUGGACAAGAAGGGUGCAGGGGACGGUGACAAUGCAGCGACACCUAAUGGCAAUGCUGAAAGUAGUGAUAGUGUGGCGAAGGCAUUUGAUACGUUAGCGAAGGCAGUGCAGCCUGAAACAUCCGUCAACCAGAAUGACAGCGCUUUAGAUUGUUCAUCGCAGGAAUCUAAUGAUGGCUUCGUGGAGUUUGAUGGUAAAAUGCUCUCCGAGUCCAAUUUCCAGUUCAACCUGACUACCCCGUCCCCUGUCCCUCUCUAUCUGAACGUCCAUUACAUCUGUGAAAGUGCAUCUCGACUGCUGUUUUUGUCCAUGCAUUGGGCGAGAGCCAUACCUGCUUUCCAAAUACUGAAUCAGACGACCCAGACCCACCUUGUAAAGGCUUGUUGGUGUGAACUGUUCAUCCUGGGCCUGGCGCAGUGUUCUCAGGUCAUGUCCUUAUCGACCAUUCUCGCAGCUGUAGUUAACCAUUUACAGACAAAUGUUGCCCAAGGCAAAGUGUCUGCUGAACGUGUGAAGACGGUGAUUGACAACAUCAUGAGGAUACAGGACAUAUGUAAUUCAUUGCAGCGACUCAACACUGAUGCUGUCGAGUAUGCAUAUCUUAAGUCACUGGUGCUCUUUUCUCCUGAUCGACUGGGCCUCGGUCCAGUGAAGCAGAUUGAACAUUUUCAAGAGAAACUUCAUCAGGAGCUUCAGGAAUACACUAUCGAGAGCUAUCCAGAAAACUCGGAAAAAUUUGCCAAGCUGCUUUUACGAGUGCCAUCUUUGCGAUCUGUUAAUCCUAGCGUCAUGGAGGAAGUGUUCUUCGCAGGACUUAUCGGGAACAUUCAAAUUGACAGUAUAAUUCCGUACGUUUUACGGAUGGAGACAGCUGAAUAUAAUACACAGCUUGCCCAAGGACUGACCGUGAGUCAAAGUGUAAGUGUGCCUUCCCAACCGCCCAUGAUGUUCACCUCUUCAUAGGACAGCUACAGCAUUACUAAUGAGCGCUGGAUCUGUGCUUAGGAGUAAAUCAUGUUUCAUGUACAUUUGUAGUGAUAAUGAGGGAUAAGAUAAUUGUCAUUGUUUUUAAAACUUUAAGCUGCAGUUGGUAGAAUUAUGAAUCGUCCAGUUUUUCAUGAAUUGUUGGCCUGGGAAUACAUGAAACUCUGAAGAUGCAGUAACAACUCAUGCAUUCCAACACCAUGUGCAUUCGACAGAGUUAGUAGUAUGUUUGAAGGAAGAGUUUUUAUUUCGAAAAGUGGGCCCCGACUGCUCCAAUGGGACCAAGAAACAUGUGUUGUAAGUGAGCUACAGUCUUCUAGUGACCUUGUUAUCAGUACUGUACCCCAAAUUCAGAAAAAUGCCAUUUCGGCAGAGUUGAGUGAUGUUUUAGUGUUCAUUAGUAUGUUUCAGCUGAACUAAAAUAUUUAUUAUUUAAAACCACAGGUGUUUUGUUCAAUCAGCUGAUUUUUUACCCAUAAGUGACAAUGAGAGUAAAUCUGCACUGUGCCAUUCAAAUUGACAGUGUAAUUCAAUUACAGUUCCUGUCAGCUGAGAUUUAUUUUAAAAAAAUUAUGCCGAUUGAGCAACUAGGCCCUCCACAAUUUGAGAGCCAGAGUGACCUUUGAAAUUUCUGCUGGGGUCAUUGAACUACUAGCCAUCUAAUGGGUGAAAAGUUGGUCCAUUUCAUUUCAAGUUGGCCAGGAUGCUGUUACACGAAGCUAUAGUGUGUAACAUGUAGUACAACAUCCUAUGGUUAACUUGAUGAAAUGGACUUAUAGUGUAUAGUAUUUUAAUUGUUUUUACAUCGAGUUGUUCAAAACAACUGCAUAUAUUUACCAUUUCCGGCUGUGGUGUGAAUGGUAAUGAUGCCAUGCAUGAACAUACAUGUGUACGUGUAUGGCUGUACAUGUGCAUGCAUGUAUAGUCAUUGUGUUCCAUGAUUGAUCUGGUGUUUACCAUUGCUGUUAAGGAUUGUGAACAGUUUAAAAACAAUGUAAAAUGUAAGGAAUCAUUUCCAAAUGGGAGCUGAGAGGGGCAGCUUCCUCAGAGUCAGAUUCCCAAAUUUCUGAUAUUUGUCACAAAAGUGGUAAACUUUUCAAAUAUCAUGAUCUGCUCUAAUACAUGUAGUAUGAUUUUUUAAAUUUUACUUCGAUCCUUUAAAAGUAGAAUUCAUUUCAUUCAAGCUUUGCUUGGAAUAUCAUGAGAAAUCAUUCACUCAGUUCUGCUGGGAAUUCAAGCAGUUCUAUGAUUUUGUUGCCUCACCAUAAAUUCCAAAUAUUCCAGAAACUUCUGUGUCUCGUCCGUGAUGGAAAUAUAUAAUAGAACCUCGAAUUUAAGGACACUGCUUUCCUUAAUAGCGAGGUGUCCACAUUGACGAAAUGUAAGACAAGAGAGAUUCUAUUGUAGCUUUUACCUAGAGUCUGAAACUUCAGUGAAUAUUCUGUUCAGUGUUCUGCCCAAUAUAAUGUAUAAAUUUUGAAUAGUACUCAUUGUUAAGUUUUUAGUGCUUCUCUCUGUACAUAAUUUCCAGAUGCAAAACUAUGAUUCAGUUUGGACAAGACUUUGUUGGAAGCCAAAAACUUCCAUGUUUCUUUGCCUAAAUGAUAACAGCAUUUUUGCAGUAAACUAUGUUUGUAAUCCAGACAAUUACCGCUAUGAAAUUUGUCGUAACUGGAAGGUCAGUUUUGUAUAUUUUGUGUUUAUUCAGUUCGUGUUGGAUAUAUUGAUGAGAUUCCUCCAGGCAAGUCUGUGUUAUCUCACGAUUCUUCCUUUGCUUCGACAACUUGCCAGCCUUCAAAAUAACACAAAGCCUAGCUCUGUACCUGAUGUUUGAUAGGAUAAUACAGCUUUAAAGGGGGACUACUGCAACUGGCAGGUGCUAGAGGGUCAGAUUGGUGGUCCUUAGGUGAAUUUAUUAUGCACAGUUCAGGGACUGGGUUGUGAUAUAUUCCUCGAAAAAGUCUCAAUAGUUUUUAUGUACUGUGAGAUAGGAGAGACCCCUAUUGGCAACCUUGUGUAACUUUACUUAUCUUUGCCUACUUGGCUCCUGCCUAUAGUCUCCCUUUAAUACUACUGUUAGCCGUGAAACUGUUACUGUUAACCCGUUUGCUGCAUCAUUCUCACGACCUUGCUGAGUCAAAGCAUGAACAAUUCAACUCUAAUGCAUGAAAAGCACUGCAUUCUGUGUGUUUCCUGUUCUGCUAUGUUAUUGUUACUUUAGCAUGUUUAGACAAUGUAGAUGAUUUCUACAGCUUGUGCCCUGUACUGAUUGACACAAUGCCCAAGCCAUAUUAUCAAGAAUUGAUCAAUACCAGGAAGUAUUGGCAAUCCGAACUUCUUAUUCUCAUCCAGACAUUGGGCUUAAAGAAUCAAAACUGAAUCGGAGUAUUGGUUGUUUCUCCAAUCACUGUAGGGUUGGAGGCUGAACCCGAGUGCUUCCAGUGGAGUUUGGGUGAAAUGAGAGCUCCACCUGAGCAGUGUUUGGUACAAAAACAACCAAUGAGAUAGCAAAUUCUAUUCUCAAACCAGACAUUUAAACGUGACAAAAUAUUUUCGUCUGCUUUAAAAUUUUAUACAAACUCAUGCAGUUAUUGUUGAAACACCAAUUUUUAGGUGUGACAGAUUGAUUUAUUUUGUUGAUUAAAACUACCAGAGAGAUGUUGGUAUUUCUUAUGGAAUCACCUUAAUACUUUCAAACUCGAAGCAAUACUUUCUUCUACUGCCAUAAACUGAUCUGUAAAACUUUUAUUAUAAAGAAUUCCUAGACAUAUGUAAAUGUCACCUGUUUAUAAUGUAUCUUUUGUGUAUCAUAAAUUAAAUGCUUAUGGAAUAUAAUAAUA